This is a messenger RNA of Scophthalmus maximus (turbot), 5957 nucleotides long. RefSeq names its product interphotoreceptor matrix proteoglycan 2a (gene impg2a). Bases 259 to 3816 code for a protein of 1185 amino acids. Gene Ontology annotation, molecular function: hyaluronic acid binding; heparin binding. NCBI's taxonomy places the organism in Eukaryota, Metazoa, Chordata, Actinopteri, Pleuronectiformes, Scophthalmidae. The record is from RefSeq and is a predicted model, not a curated record. Gene Ontology annotation, biological process: visual perception. The transcript is spliced from 22 exons.
CUACCUGAGCCAGGAGCUGUCCUCUCCGCACCAUGGGACACACCUCUCUUCAGCUGCAGGGGAAAGCAGGAAACCACCGUGUGACUGUAUUGUCAAAGGAUUUUCUGCACGGGCUUCUGUUAUUUUUUUUCGCGUCUGCAGAUUUCUGAACUAUGCAAACUUGUAAGAAGCUGUUCACAUCACUGUUACGUGACUUGAGAUGAAGUAAAUAACUACUUGAUCCCUUUCUACGGAUUUAAACACAACUACGGAUUUAAAAUGAGUGUCGUAUCUUGGAAAUGUGCUUUUUACUCAUUUAGUUUUUUUGCUAUAUUUUUGGACAUUAGGACAGGUGCAACACUGGAAGGUUCCUCUAUGGGACACCUUAGUCUGCCUUAUAGUGAGGAACCUGCGGCGUUUCCACACAUCGUUCGGCUGUCUGAUGUGAAGGUGUCACACGAAGGCCACGCAGUCAUCUCUCGAAAGAAAAGGAACAUCCUUUUCCCGAGUGGGGUCAAACUGUGCGCACAAGAAACCGCUCCGCAGGUUGUUGCGAACCAUCUGAGCUACUUUCAUCUGAGAGUGUGCCAGGAGACCACAUGGGAGGCUUUCAAGAUCUUCUGGGACCGACUCCCGGAGCAAGACGAGUACCAAAGCUGGAUGAGCCAGUGCCAGGAAGGCACAGUCACGGCACAAGAUAUUGGCAGCUACUUCAGCGAGUCGGACGAGCACAAGGCUCUGGUUAAAAGGAGGAUGUUGCUGCAGGGUUUGAAAAGUGAGCCCACCAGGUCCUGGCAGCAUUUGUGCAGCACUCCAACACCAGUCACAUCGGAAGCUACUGCAGCGCCAGAGCUCGAAGAUGCAGCGAAGGAAGAGGAGGGGGAGGAAGCAGUCACCAUCAUUCCGGAGGUGGUGGAGAGUACGCUGGACAAUGACAUUGCCGCGCAGCCUCCAACACCUGUCGUACUGGAGCAGGUGGUGGAGCUCAGCAUCCUCCUGACCGAGGAGAUGUACAGCGUCGACCUCGAGGAUCCUGCCAGCCUCCAGUUCCAAACGCUCAGCCGACAGCUUGCCGAGAAGAUAGAGGAUGCUUUGGAGACGCUUCCUGGAUUCAAGAGUGUGUCUGUGCUGGACUUCAGGCCUCAGAAGGACAGCCAAGGGCCGGAUGGUGUGGUGGCGGACUUCGCCGUCACAGUGGCGGUGGAUGCAGCCGGGGUGAGCAAUGACCAACUGGACUACCUGACCUUGCAGUCGAACCAGGUGGAGAACUCGUACCGCAAGGUCAAGGAGCCGCCCACGGUGGCGUACGCCAUCAGCGAGGUCAAAAGCAUCGUCACCGAGGCCCUGCAUGAGAACGAGCCGGAGAGCGUGUCUGAAAUCCCAGAGUCUGUCAACGCCGCAGACGGAGCCGUGGUGAGUGUUGUCGAUGAGUCGCAGGAGGUCACGAUCUGGGUAGAGGACGUCGAAGAUGACGACCUGCCGGAGUCCUCUGAAACCAUCACAGCGGCGACGUCAGGAAAUGACGUCGUCGUUCUGGAGGAGAGCACUGUUGUGUCUGCUGCUCCUCUCCUGAUCACCAGUGCACCUGGAACUGACAGCAUGGAGGAGGAGGGUCUGCUGCUGGAGGACACUGUGCAGACUCCUGCUGUUGAGAACCCCAUACCCGAGGAGCUCCCAGCUGAACUUCCCUCCCCUGAGCUGCCAGAGGAUUUCACAUUGCCUGAACCGCCGGUGGAGAUCGAGGCCUCCGGCUUGGAUCUGCAGGACCUGCUACAGCCAACUACAGCCGGCAUAGAAGAAGAAGACAAAGAAGAAGAAGAAGAAGAAGAAGAAGAAGAAGAUGAGGGUGUGUCUCUUGCGGAGACUGCUACAGAAGACGAACUGAUAACAGCAGAUGUUGCUGUAGAUGCAGGUGACGUAUCAGAUUCUGUCUCAAAUGCAGUGGAAGAAGAACCCACUGCUGCAGACAAGGUGACCCUGGAAGACCUUCCCAUUGAGGUUGUUGAGAAUGAGGUGGAGAUUCGAGAGGAGCUGGAGAGCGCCACAAUUACAACCACAGAGGAAGAAAGCCUGCCUGCCCUAGUCCCACCUCCUGAGGCUGUAGAUAUAGUGAGCGAGGCAUCAGAGCCAGAGUCGGCCGAAACUGAUCUUCUUCCUGUUGAUGAAGAGUCGAUGGAGGGGACAAUUGAAGAUUCAGAUCUCACAGACGUUCCUCCUGCACAUGAGGAGACAAACCCUGAAGAAGCAGCCAUAAGUGUGGUGUUUGAAAAUCUUGAACCAUCUGAAAAUGGUGAGGAAUCUGUAUUUGAAGAUCACGGUGUGGAGGAAGCGACACAGAGCGAAGGACAAGAGGUGAUGGUAGACUCAGAAACACCUGAAGAGACAGAGGCCCCAGGAGCUCCCUCGAUCUCAAAGGAAGAUCUCACAGAGGAUGAGGUCUUACUGGUGAACAAGGACGAAUCAGAACCACCAGUGACGGAUUCCUUGAGCCCCGUCCAACCAACCGCCCUGUCUCCAGAGAGGGAGUCGCCUUUCACCCGUGUCUCUGAAGCGAACCCUGCCCCUGAGGGGCAACCUGACAUCUUCAUCCCUUCACUGGUCGAGAUCCAGACCUCUAUAGAAGGCUUGGAUGAUGCCACCAUCGGAGACCCGGGCUUUGAGGUGAUUCAUUACGGUUAUGGUUUGAUCAACCACACAGAGGAGGGCAGCACUGGAUUCCCGUCCGGUGUGGCAGACGGCACCGACCAGGCCAGCAUCGCCAUGCCCGUGAACCCCGGACGAGCACUGAUGGUGUUCUUCAGCCUGAGGGUGACCAACAUGAUCUUCUCAGAUGAUCUCUUCAACAAGAGCUCCGCGGAGUACAAAGCUUUGGAGCAACGCUUUCUAGAGCUGCUCGUGCCCUACCUGCAGUCCAACCUGAGUAACUUUGAGAACUUGGAGAUCCUGAACUUCAGGAACGGAAGCAUUGUGGUGAACAGCCGGAUGAAAUUUGGGAAGCCUGUGGCUCAAGCCGUCACCACCACUGUCUAUCUGAUCCUGGAAGACUUCUGUAACACAGCCUACCAGACCAUGAACCUGGCCAUCGAUAAGUACUCGCUGGAUGUCGAGUCCGGUGACCAGGCCGACCCCUGUAAAUUCCAGGCGUGUAACGAGUACGCGGAGUGCAAGGUGAACAAGUGGUCGGGGGAGGCCGAGUGCGUCUGUAACGCCGGCUACUUCAGCGUGGACGGCCUGCCCUGUCAGAGUAUCUGUGAGCUGCGGACUGACUUCUGCCUCAACGACGGCAAGUGUGACAUCAUCCCCGGCCAGGGAGCCAUCUGCAGGUGUCGCGUCGGGGAGAACUGGUGGUACCGAGGAGAACACUGUGAGGAGUACGUGUCCGAGCCCCUGGUGGUUGGCAUAGCGGUCGCUUCCGUGGCUGGCUUCCUAUUGGUGGCCUCAGGAGUGAUCUUUUUCCUGGCCAGGACGCUACGGGAUCAGUAUGACAAGGAUGAGUCAGAGGAUCCAAUAAGGGGAGCAGAGAGUCUCCCGUCUCUGGAGAGGGCGACCAAGUACAAUCCAAUGUAUGAGAGUGAGGCCACCACAGGCUACAGCCACUACUACCGCCGCUAUCCCGAAUUUCCACAUUACAGCAGUGCCAGCGCCGAGGCUUCCACUGACUUCAGCAGUGAGGAGAUACGGCACAUCUACGAGAACAGUGAACUGACCAAGGAGGAAAUCCAAGACAGGAUACGCAUCAUUGAGCUCUACGCUAAGGACCGGCAGUUUGCAGACUUUGUACGGCAGCAUCAAGCUGUGCUGGAGACCUGCAGAGAGGGCUCCUCUGCACAGACCUGAACCUCGGCCGUGGACAACAAGAAACAUGCCUCUGGGCUCCUGUCACCUUUUCUUCUUGGCCAUGGUUCUCGGAGCCUGGACCGCACUCUUUAAAAGGACUGCCAUUCGGUACAAGAUUAUUUUCCUAGCAAAAGGCCCCUCUCUCGUCGUCUGCGUCUGUCCCUGCCUGUGUGGGCAGAGGUGUUGACUGUUCUUCCUCCUACCUCUGUGCCUUCUUCUCUUGACUGGGUGAGCUGGCUGUGACAUCAAGGGAUGUUUUUGUUUUUUUUGCUGCUCGUCUACCGGACAUCUCCCUUUGAGUACAAAGUGGACCGCAUCCUGUUACUUGAAAUGUUGACAGACACGAGUAGAAAUACUGUAGAAGUACUUUUGUCGUUGGUGGCUUUUUGUUUCAUCGUAAUCCCAUUUGUCCAUUAUUAAAAAGGGAAAAUCUUACAACUGUAAAUACGUAUACAGUGUUACUGUGAGGGUGUUUGCUAGUUAGGAUAUUACUUAAAUACAGUUUUCUCUAAUCUCUUGUCUCCACAAGGUUCAGAUUGACUGUGGGUCUUCCUCAGAGAGGCAUUGGGAAAGUUGCUGGAUUUUAAUCAAUGGUGCUAUCUUAAUUCAAAAUACUCUUUGAAAUAUAGUGGUCUGUAAUGACUAAUUUUUACAAUUUAAUAGCGACAACAAAGGAUCAACUCUGUAUAGCUGCUUUCCGACAUGCACUGAAGUGAAUCUGAAAAUUUUCGGUAUGUGAAAAUGUCUAGAACUUUUCCAGUUCGGCCCCUGAUAACAUUUCUUGGAGAAUUCACAGUGAGCGAGUUGGCGUGUUGAUGACCGUAAACAAAAAGCAUUGCUUUCCACAGCGUAAUUAUCGCCAAUUAUCGCAAAUAUGUACAAAUAUGAAAAUGGUAUUGAUCUUCCCAUCUAAUUCUUCACCAUAAGAGUGUUUCCCAAAAAGUCGAACUAUCCCUUUAAGGUGGCCAACUAUAGUGCUAGUGUUUGUGUUACAGCGUUCAUCAAUGUAAAAGCGUCAUUUCACAAUUUGACCUAUAAAUUGAAGGUUAUUCCAGCUUUAGUUUUGUCUACUGGCAGUUGAUUUUUCUGCCUUUGCACGGGCCUCGUCAUCCAGAAGCUUUGGUGUGUGUUUGUAGAUGUGUAAUAGCAUUGCAGACGCGAGGAAACGAAAACAGUGGUGAGGCGCGAAAGACCGAGCAUGAACCCUCCAUAGCUCUGGGAUCCAGAAAUAAGUGAAAACACAUUUUGACUGGAAAAAAUGCUCCGGGGCAAGCGGCCCAGGGAUUUGAUCAAAUGGUCUUUCAGACCUCGUAUGUAAUGCAAGUGAAAGAAUAGGAAAGCCUGGAAAAGCAAAAGCGUAUAAACAACAUGUGCUCUUUAGAAAGAAAACCUCAAGCUGUAAAUUCAAGGUUACCAGCAAUUCUUUUUAUAUAUACAGUAUAUAUAUAAAAAAAGAUCUGCCUACUUGUUUAGCCAGUAUCCCGCCUCUCAAUAUGAGACCUUCCAACAGAAUAAUUCCAGUGUUUUCUUUGGUAUUUUCAUGCGUUCCUCCCUGGACUUGUUGUACUUGACCCUUCUCGUUCCCCCGAGCGGACGCUCACAGCGGCAGCUGGUUUGGAUCCGAAGGUUUUUUAUCGUUUGUUGUCAGCCAGUGUGACCGUCGGCUCCGUCAGGAGGUCAGACUCAGACACGGAGAUCACGUCCUAGCUUCUUGUUUACAUUACAUGCUUCUCGCUCCUUUGCCGCUCUUUUGGACGCAAGCGGUAAAUACAUGGUGACGCAGACUCCUGUGACAGCUACAUGCCUUUUCGCAAUCUGCGUCUUCAACGGGGUAUUUAUACACACGUGCAUUUUGUGUGUCUGCACACAGUUUUUGUUUAGCAUCCUCCAACUGCCACCUGCACAAACAGCCAAUCGUCACGUACCAUCUUCUGUCAUGUAAAUAGGACUGGAUAUACUGUAUCAUGGCAUGGUAGAGUGUGAAUCACGUGUGUCUCAAAUGUCUCAUGAUAUGGACAUAUUCUUUUUAUACUAAAAUCUGUUUCACCGUUUCAACAGUGUUACCAAACUUUGCAGCUGUGUAAAAAUUACAAAUAAAAAGUGUAACAUGAACAAAAAUAAAAUGUUUUACAUAAAAUGCA